This is a messenger RNA of Carlito syrichta (Philippine tarsier), 1734 nucleotides long. Its product is annotated as acyl-coenzyme A synthetase ACSM1, mitochondrial-like. Gene Ontology annotation, molecular function: fatty-acyl-CoA synthase activity; fatty acid ligase activity. Gene Ontology annotation, biological process: fatty acid biosynthetic process; acyl-CoA metabolic process. The record is from RefSeq and is a predicted model, not a curated record. Gene Ontology annotation, cellular component: mitochondrial matrix. NCBI's taxonomy places the organism in Eukaryota, Metazoa, Chordata, Mammalia, Primates, Tarsiidae.
AUGCAGUUGCUUAUGAGGCUCCGGGUCCUCUGUGGUAUCCACAAAUCCUCCCACAGCUUCCAUUCUGCACCUUGGCAGCUGAGAUGCCAGUCUUUAUCAGGACAUGGAGUUCUCAGAUGGAAUGACUAUGACACGCCUGAGGAAUUUAACUUUGCAAGUGAUGUGCUGGACUAUUGGGCUCAAAUGGAGAAGGAGGGCAAGAGAGGUCCAAAUCCAGCCUUUUGGUGGGUGAAUAACCAAGGGGAUGAAGUAAAGUGGAGCUUCAGAGAGAUGACAGACCUAACCCGCCGUGUGGCCAAUGUCCUCACACAAACCUGUGGUCUUCAGCCGGGAGAUGGUCUGGCCUUGAUUCUGCCCCGAGUGCCUGAGUGGUGGAUGGUGAGUGUAGGCUGCAUCCGAACAGGGAUUAUCUUCAUGCCCGGAACGACCCUGCUAAAAGCCAAGGACAUUCUCUACCGACUACAAGUGUCUAAAGCCAAAAGCAUCGUGACCACAGAUAUUCUUGCCCCAGAGGUGGACUCUGUGGCUUCGGAGUGCCCUGCUCUAAAAACCAAGCUCCUGGUGUCUGACCACAGCCGCAAAGGGUGGCUGGAUUUUCGAACACUAGUGAAAUCAGCAUCCUCAGUCCACACCUGUACUAAGUCAAAGACCAUGGACCCGAUGGCCAUCUUCUUCACCAGUGGGACCACAGGCUUCCCAAAGAUGGCAAAACACAGCCAUGGGCUUGCUUUACAUUCCUGCCUUCCUUCAAGCAGGAAAUUAUUGCAACUGAAGAAGUCUGAUGUCUUCUGGUGCCUGUCGGACUCAGGCUGGAUUCUGGCUGUCUUGGGGUCCCUGCUUGAACCAUGGGCGGCAGGUUCUACAGUAUUCAUCCAUCAUCUGCCCCAGUUUGACCCCAAGGUCAUUGUACAGACAUUUUUCAAAUACCCCAUCACCCACUGCCUGGCAGCACCAUCUGUAUUUCGAAUGAUUCUGCACCAGGAUUUCACCAGUAUCAGGUUUCCCACCCUGGAGCACUGCUGUACUGGCGGGGAGGCCCUUCUGCCGGAAGAGCAUGAGCAGUGGAAAAAAAGGACAGGCAUUCUGCUCCAUGAGGCCUAUGGACAGUCAGAAACGGGUAUAAGUUGUGGUGUCUCCCGGGGAAUGAAGAUCAAGCUGGGUUCCUUGGGGAAGCCCAUCCCACCCUACAACAUCCAGAUCAUCGAUGACAAAGGCAACAUCCUGCCACCAAACACUGAAGGAAACAUUGGCAUCAGGAUCAAGCCCACCAGGCCGAUAGGCCUGUUCCUGUGCUAUGAGGAUAACCCAGAGAAGACAGCCGAAGUGGAAUGUGGGGACUUUUACAACACUGGGGACCGAGCAUCCAUGGAUGAGGAGGGCUACAUCUGGUUCCUGGGGAGGGGCGACGAUGUCAUCAAUGCCUCUGGGUACCGCAUCGGGCCCGCGGAGGUGGAGAGUGCCUUGGCAGAGCAUCCAGCGGUGGCAGAGUCAGCCGUGGUGGGCAGCCCGGACCCGAUUCGAGGGGAGGUGGUGAAGGCAUUUGUUGUCCUGGCCCCAGGGUUCUUGUCUCAUGACCAGGACCAGCUCACCAAGGAGCUGCAGCAGCACGUGAAGUCAGUGACAGCCCCAUACAAGUACCCGAGGAAGGUGGAGUUUGUCUCAGAGCUGCCCAAAACCAUCACUGGCAAGAUUAGACAUGGUGAACUUCGGAAAAAGGAGUUUGGUCAGGUGUAA